Tripterygium wilfordii is the source of this 1589-nucleotide messenger RNA. RefSeq lists its product as uncharacterized. Lineage: Eukaryota; Viridiplantae; Streptophyta; Magnoliopsida; Celastrales; Celastraceae. Bases 108 to 1340 code for a protein of 410 amino acids. The record is from RefSeq and is a predicted model, not a curated record. The transcript is spliced from 3 exons.
ACCACCCCACAUCACCGUUUUCUUUGCCUCCUUAUUACCCUUCUCGGAUCCCUCACCAUUGCAGAAAACACUCAUAGCUUUUAAAGCACACACUCAGACUCUCUCUCAUGAAAGAGAGAACUCGCUCUGCUUCUAUAUUUCUCUAUUACCAUCUAGCUUUACUUUUCAUGGCUGUACUCAGUUUCUUACCAGAACCCACAGAGACCAAAAAGCAAACACCUUCCAGACAUAAACGGAAGAAGCAGAAACAGCCGUCUUCGUGGGACCAAAUCAAGAACUUACUCACCUGCAAGCAGAUCGAAGGUUCAAGAGUGCACGACCCGUCAAAGAACCCAAAUGGGUACUCCAAACUCGGGUCUUCCUGCAGCUCUAUUUGCAGUUUCAGGGACGUCGUUCAUGGCAACACGAGGGUUGUUCACAGAGCUGAUAACUCCCCCGAGAGUAGCACAGUGGGUCAAGAGACUGGUCUUCUGAGUCGCAAACCAGGUACUAAAGGGUCUUCAUCAAGUCGGUCCCUUUCGGGAUCCAACGGCGGCGGAACUUACCCGUCGCAUUCCAAAGGAAUGCAGUUCAGAAAGCUCUCUGGUUGCUAUGAGUGUCACACCAUCGUUGACCCGAGCAGGUACCCAUCACCAAGAACCAUCUCUGCUUGUUCUCAUUGUGGUGAGGUGUUCCCAAAGAUUGAAAGCUUGGAGCUUCACCAAGCCGUUCGUCAUGCUGUGUCGGAGCUGGGUCCGGAAGAUUCGGGUCGAAACAUCGUGGAGAUAAUAUUCAAAUCAAGCUGGAUGAAGAAGGAUAGCCCAAUCUGCAAGAUUGAACGGAUACUGAAGGUCCACAAUCCCCAGCGCACAAUCCAACGGUUUGAGGACUGCCGAGACGCAGUGAAAUCACGUGCACUCAACAGCACGAGAAAAAACCCGCGGUGCGCUGCCGACGGGAACGAGCUGCUAAGAUUCCACAGCACCACCCUUUCUUGCUCGCUCGGCGCGCGCGGCGGGACCAGCUUAUGCGGCUCAGUCCCUGGAUGCGGGGUGUGCACUACCAUCAGGCACGGCUUCCAAGGUAAGGAAUGCAAGGGGAUUCGCACCACGGCAAGCAGUGGUGGGACCCACGACUCUUCUUUGGAGUGUACAGAUGGGAGGCGGGCUAUGAUUGUGUGUCGCGUGAUUGCCGGGCGGGUGAAGCGCGUGGUGGCUGAUGAUGCGGUUGAGGAGACUGGCUCGUACGAUUCUGUCGCCGGGUACGCCGGGAUCUACUCGAAUCUCGAGGAGCUGUUUGUGUUUAAUCCAAGGGCUAUCCUUCCUUGUUUUGUCGUGAUUUACAAAGCUAUUGAGUCAUGAAUCAUAAUUUUGUAUUAGAACAGUCGGUGACGACGUCGCAUUAACUAAAUCAAGGGCAACGUAACUGUCGUGGCCUGUCUGGGACGAGGGUACUGCCCGUAGAAGUCCACUGUAGUAGUCAUUACGUCUUUGUUUUGCGUACAUAGAUUUUUAAUUUGUUUCUCCAAUGUUUUUGAUGGAUUUGGCUGAACUGCUCAGAUUGCAUUGCGUGUUUGUUAAACUGUUGGGGUUAGCAAAAUUAGUAAACAA